Molecule: messenger RNA, 1248 nt
Organism: Diaporthe citri
Lineage: Eukaryota; Fungi; Ascomycota; Sordariomycetes; Diaporthales; Diaporthaceae
Exons: 3
Coding region: 1-1248 (415 amino acids)
Molecular function (GO): monooxygenase activity; oxidoreductase activity, acting on paired donors, with incorporation or reduction of molecular oxygen; heme binding
Source: RefSeq, a predicted model, not a curated record
AUGGUCCGGGACCUGUUUGCAAACAAAGUUCCCGAAAAGGGCACAUUGCUGGCUCAUGAUAACCCCGACCAUGAUCGUCUGAGGAAAAGCGUUGCGUCGUUCUUCGUACCACGGAGGCUGGAGCGGUUCGAGCCGAUGCUGCGUGCUGCGGCCCAUGACAUGAUCGACAAGUUCGUCGAUGAUGGAUCAGUCGAGAUCAAGAGCCAUUUCGCAAUACCUGUACCUCUUCGAUGCAUAGUGGUAGUUACAGGACUGGAUCCAGCCAAGUGGGAAUGGAUUGGACUUUGUCUCUCACUUUUCGGUGGCAUCACCAAAUCUGAAGAAAAGCUCAGCAUCCAGCAAAGGAACGAAAGAGACGCCGGCGUCGUAAAUGUGACGGACUUUGAACAUCUCAGCAUGUGGCGCGUGGUCACAAAGGAGACGAGACUCGAAGAAACGGUCUUGAAGCCAGGGGACAAGCUGUUCGUGGCACACAACUCAGGGAGUCGAGACAGCACCAAGUUCAACAACCCAGACGUUAUUGACGUCGACAGACGCCCCAAGACGCAGCACCUCGGUUUCGGUCGUGGUGUUCACGCCUGCUUAGGAGCCCCUUUCGCACGUCUCCUUCUGAGAACCGAGCUCUCGGUUCUUAACGAUCGCCUACCCAACCUAAGACUAGACACGCCAUACGAGACAAUCAGGUACAGCGAAGGCCCUGAAGGACGUGGGCCAGAGGAAAUCAAGAUGUCUUGGGACCCUCCGUCUCAGCAAGACACAAGCCGUGGUGUUUCAAUCAACUCAUCCAAAGCAAAAGCUGGAAAACCGCAGGACCUGGACAUGGUUGUUAGUGAUGUGGUCAACGUCACAUCUGACGUGAUGCAACUAACAUUACGGUCUAUCGAUGACUCCGAGGUGCCGCUGUGGACACCUGGAGCUCAUAUAGAUGUCAAGGCGGGCACCUUUGGCUUUCGGCAGUAUUCUGUAUGCUCGGGCCCAGAUGAUCGCCAUGUCCUGAAAAUUGCUGUUCUCGAGGAGAACAACACCGGGGCUUCUCACUUCAUCCAUGCCAACGUACGGAGGGAGUCUAGGAUGACCACCCGCGGUCCACGGAACAAUCUUGCCUUCGUGCCAGGCUCACGCAGAACCAUCUUCAUCGCCGCAGGAAUUGGAAUCAUACCUAUCAAGCCCAUCGCGGCGCAAGCGAAAGCCAGGGAAAUAGACUGCCUGGAGCCGGUGGUCGCUUCGAUCGAGAAUUUCGCCUGUUGA